This is a messenger RNA of Ixodes scapularis (black-legged tick), 1095 nucleotides long. RefSeq lists its product as uncharacterized. The record is from RefSeq and is a predicted model, not a curated record. Lineage: Eukaryota; Metazoa; Arthropoda; Arachnida; Ixodida; Ixodidae. The annotation marks the transcript as partial. The transcript has 4 exons. Gene Ontology annotation, molecular function: nucleic acid binding; zinc ion binding.
AUGACAUACGCUCAUCAAACCCUUCUUGGGUCCUACCACUGCCAACGUCUCCUUCGCCUACGUGACAUCUGGAGGAGGUGCGGGGUACGACGUAUGCCCCGUACUCCUCUUAGCAGCCGAGAUAACAGUCCUCGCCGACCAAGCCCCAUUGACGUCACCCCCGUGCACUGUAGAAGCCGUCGCCUACAAGGUCUGUCCCCGGAAAUGGCCAACAACCGGGAAGAACGCCCACAACCAUCGCCGGUCAUCUUCCAACGACCACGGGACCCCCCUUUUUUUCACGGGUUUCCGCAAGAAGAUGCCGACGACUGGCUGGAACAGUUCGAGCGGGUGGCUGCCUUUAACAGGUGGAGUGCUGAACAAAAACUCAACCAUGUGUUUUUCGCGCUAGAAGACUGGGCAAGGACGUGGUUUGAGAACCAGGAACGCCUACUGAUAACGUGGGACUCGUUCACGGCUCGCUUUCUACAAUCAUUUUCCACGGUCCUACGAAAAAAGCGAGCCGAGCUGCUGCUCCAAACACGUCUUCAGCACCCCAACGAGACAGUGGUGGUCUUUGUUGAAGAAAUGAAACGUUUGUUCCGGCGCGCCGACCCCGACAUGACCGAAGACAAAAAGCUCCGGAUCCUUAUAAGGGGAGUGAAAGAACAGCUCUUCGCCGGAGUAGUACGCAACCCUCCAAAGACUAUUGCGGAGUUUUUCGCCGAAGCCUCAACCAUUGAGCGGACCCUAAUUGACAUGCGAACGAGGCAGUACGACCGACAGGUGCCAGCGAUUUCCGCCAACUACGGCGAAACCCGUGGAGUUGACGCCCAGACGUUGCGGGACACCGUUCGAAUCGUCGUGCGCGAAGAGCUGCGGAAGCUAUUUCCAACGACGCAGCAACCUCAAGUCUCAUCAUUGCCCGAGGUCAUACGAGAAGAACUGCAGCAGGAAAUCUGGCGCACGCCUGAUCACCGCCCUCUCUGCUUUCACUGUGGAAAAGCCGGUCACGUAUACCGCUUCUGCCCAUACCGCCGACUUGGACUUCGAGGUUUUUCUGGUGACGCUCCACGACCCCGGGUUGGAGAGCGACCACAAGAAAUCCAACACUAU